This is a messenger RNA of Saccharomyces eubayanus, 711 nucleotides long. It is a transcript of the gene PAC10, whose product is annotated as tubulin-binding prefolding complex subunit PAC10. Gene Ontology annotation, molecular function: tubulin binding. Gene Ontology annotation, biological process: tubulin complex assembly; microtubule-based process; protein folding. Lineage: Eukaryota; Fungi; Ascomycota; Saccharomycetes; Saccharomycetales; Saccharomycetaceae. The transcript has a single exon. The record is from RefSeq and is a predicted model, not a curated record. Gene Ontology annotation, cellular component: prefoldin complex; cytoplasm. Bases 1 to 711 code for a protein of 236 amino acids.
AUGAAAAAAAACAGGUUCCACGGUAUUGUAAAGGCUACGAGUAACAAAGGCUUCGGCUGCAAGGAAACUCGCAUACAUCGCACCGGCUCACACAUAUACACGCAGGGCACUAUGGACACGCUAUUCAACUCCACGGAGAAAAACGCCCGGGGUAUACCGCAAGCUCCUUUCAUCGAGAACGUCAAGGACAUCAUCAAAGAUCCGAGCGACUUUGAGCUGUGCUUCGGCAAGUUCCAGGAACGGCUCUCUAAGUACAAGUUCAUGCAAGAGUCCAAAAUGGCCACGGUGAAGCAAUUGCAAACCCGGAUCCCAGACUUGCAGAAUACCCUGAAGAUAUGCCAGAGCCUGCGCAACCACAGCGAGGAUGGCGACGAGGACGCUGAGCCUAUGCUUCUGCACUACCAAUUGAACGACACGCUCUUCACAAAAGCCCAGGUCGACAUACCUCAGGACCGUGGAGACCUGAAAGUCGGGCUGUGGCUGGGCGCGGACGUGAUGCUGGAGUACCCCGUCGACGAGGCCAUCGAGCUGUUGCAGAAGAAGCUUACAGACUCGGAAGAGUCUUUGGCUGUGUCUACCGAGGAUGUAGAAUUUCUAAGGGAGAACAUCACCACGAUGGAAGUCAACUGUGCAAGACUGUAUAACUGGGACGUCCAAAGAAGGCAGGAGUUGAAGCAGGCCGAGGAAGGGACCAAAAAUCUGAAGAUAUAA